UUUGUACUUCUGCUUUUUAUUGUACUACAUGGGUCUGUGUGCUUGUUUGAUUGCAGAACACUUCUGAUCAGCAGCGGAGCGACUGUGUCUCACGCCCAGUUCAACUUUUAUACGGAAUAUUCUUUGUGGAAUUAUCCAGACAUCAUGUUUUUGCUUGAGACAGAGUCGCUGGACUGCACGAGUAACCUUUUUGAAAGCGGGUUCGCGGUGAAUGGAGGUUUGAAUGGUCCCGGACAGUCUCCUGCUCAUCUUGCGGCAUGCGGAGGGCAGGCUUUCUGCUUGCUUUGGCUGUUGCAAACCGGUGCUGAUGCAAACCAGCAGGACGCUAGUGGAGAGACACCGAUGCAUAAAGCAGCCAGAGCUGGCAGCUUGGAGUGCAUCAGUGUGCUGAUGGCAAGUGAUGCACAUUUUGACAUUUGCAACAACGGUGGACAGACAGCCGAAGAUAUUGCUAGGUCUUGUGGGUUUGAGGAGUGCGGGAGGUUUUUGAACAUGCAUCGCAGAACACGAGCCUUAAAGAACGCUUCAUCAUCCUUCUCUGAACAGCACAUACUGAGCAGCUCUCACGCAGGACAGAAGAGAGGCCGUGAAUGCUCCAGUUCUCAAGACGGAAAGAAAGCACGGGACUGGUGAUGAAUGUUCUCAGAGAGAGAGAAUUUGAAGUAACAUAUAGACUGUUAAACCAUUGCUGGUGUGAAUGGUAAGCAGAAGUAUCAGUAUGUGGACAUUUGGUAUGGAGCCUCAGCAGUCAAGAUAAAUUGACACUGUUCUGGGUUCAGUGAUUUGGAGUCUUAAGUAUAAUAGUAAUGACUGACACUAGUACUCCAGAACAGUUCGGAGCCACGCUCCAUAAAUAUACCUGCAAUCAUAGAGCAGAAAGGAAUCAAGGAAAAAGGAGAUAAUUUUAACUUAAAAUUUAACUUGGAUCACGUGUUGUGAACCAAUCACAUAAAAACCCUGAUGGCACUGAAAUACUUUCAGAGUUUUAUGACGCUGUGUAUAUAUGUGAAUGCAAUGAGCAAAAGAGAAAAAAGCUGACUUCCUGCCAAGCUUGGCUAAUCAAGAAUUUCUUAAUAAGGCAAAAUUAGUUAAGUAGAGGUUCAAGUCUCCCCGCAAAGGUCUCGGAGAAAAGUCAGACUUUGCAAUAAUCAAUGAAUAAGAAAACAUUUGCCGUUUUAAGAAGAUAUUUUAGCUGCUGUUUCUUUUUUUUUUUUCGUUCUUAUCUUAUGUAAAUGGUUCAAAUAUAUCUUGUGAAUUUAAUGUAUGAUGAACUGGUAAAAGUCUUGAGGAUAUGUCGUCUUUAAUAUCAUCCGUUUUUAGCUUGACUGAAAAUCAUACGUGAUGUUUCUGAAAUGAAAGUAACCUUAAGCGUGGCUGAGAACGGCUGUUAAAAUAGGCAUAGACGUUUAAAACUGUUUGAGGACAAUGAAUAAUAAAUCACUUUUUU
This is a messenger RNA of Carassius gibelio (silver crucian carp), 1447 nucleotides long. RefSeq names its product ankyrin repeat domain-containing protein 37. The coding region runs from base 145 to 633 and encodes 162 amino acids. The record is from RefSeq and is a predicted model, not a curated record. The transcript is spliced from 4 exons. Lineage: Eukaryota; Metazoa; Chordata; Actinopteri; Cypriniformes; Cyprinidae. Gene Ontology annotation, molecular function: protein binding.